Messenger RNA from Hansenula ciferrii, 2073 nucleotides. RefSeq names its product Chs6p (gene CHS6). Gene Ontology annotation, biological process: Golgi to plasma membrane transport. The transcript has a single exon. Gene Ontology annotation, molecular function: protein binding. NCBI's taxonomy places the organism in Eukaryota, Fungi, Ascomycota, Saccharomycetes, Phaffomycetales, Wickerhamomycetaceae. Gene Ontology annotation, cellular component: exomer complex. The record is from RefSeq and is a predicted model, not a curated record. Bases 1 to 2073 code for a protein of 690 amino acids.
AUGUCCAAUCUAAGUAUAUCAAGUAGAGAUCCAAGUCAUUCCCAUUCUAGGUCACAAUCAGUUUUGGACUUAGGUAAUGUUGGUGGUACUAGUUCACCAAAAAAGAAACAAUCACAUCAAAAAUCUAAAUCAAUAACAAAACCAUUCAUUAUCCAUCCAUCUUUAUCUGAACAAUCAUUUGGUGACUCAAUAGGGAAAAGAACUUCAAGUUUACCAAAUUUUAAAGAACUAGGUCCACCAGAUUUGAUACAUAUUUCCAACUACAAUAAGAUUUCUCAAAAAGAAGAAGGAAAUUAUCAUUAUAUUACUGGGUUAGAUGUUAGUUCUCCCGUUGCACCAUUGGCAUAUUUAACUACUUUGAAUUUGAACUCCAGUAAUAAUUCUUCAAAACAUCCAAAUAUUUAUACUUAUUGUUCUUUUAAUUCAUUUUCAAGAUGUGAUGUUAGAAUUAGAAUUGAAUUCCCCAAUAAUAACAAUUCAUCAUAUCAAUUACAACAAAUUCCAAGUGAUAGAAGUAAUAAAACUUUAAUGGAAGUCAAUGAUGAUGUUUGGGAAGAAUUAUUUGUUAGUUCAGUUAUAAGAUCUGUUAUUAUAAAUUUAGAUUUUGAAAGGAAAUUACCUUCAUUAGUGGAAAAACCAUUAAUUAAAUCAAUUCAACAUUCUAAAACAAUCAUAUCAAAAUUAAUUAAAUUCUUGGAUAAAGGUUAUUUAUUAGGUUGUAUCUCUACUGUUCAAAGACCUUCAUUAGUUCAAAAUUUCCUUGUUGAUACAUUAUUAAAAAUUGUGGAAUUAACAAAUUUAUAUGAUUAUACAAUUGAAUUAUUAACAAAACAUAAAAAAACAGAUCAAUUAACAAUUUUAAUCAUCAAAAUAUUAUUUUUAAAAGAUUCAGAAGUUGAAGCAAUAAAAUUAAUUAAUCAAUCAUUAAAAUUAAAUCCAAGAGAUACAUUAAUCUUGAAUGAACAAGUCAAAUUUUUACUUUCAAGAGAACAAUAUGAAUUAGCUUUAAACCCUGCAUUAUCAGCUGUUAAUUCUAAUCCUGUUGAUUUUGAAAGCUGGUUGAAUUUAACCAAAUUACAUAUCCUAAGUGAUAAUAUCCCUAUGGCAUUAGUUGCAUUAAAUUCUGCACCAAUGUAUACAAUCCGUUCAAAAGAUUUAAUUUUCAUUGAAAAUAAAGAUUCAUUAGCAUUACCAUUUCCUAACGAGGGGAAAAUUCAUAAAGUUUGGGGAAAUAUAUCACAAAUUCAUGGAUUAGGUUCAGAAAAUUUAAUUAAAUUUUCUCCAAGAUAUGAAGUUGAAGCUUGUGAUCCAACACUGAUUAGAAUUAAUCAAACACCAUUAAAAGGAACAUAUAAAUUAACUUAUGAUUUAUUAAUCUUAAUUAUAAAUAAAAUUGGCUGGGAUAAUUUAUUAAAAAUUAGAUCUCAAGUUUUCAUUAUGGAUGAUGAAUAUAAAAAAACUAUAUCAACAACAAGUAUAGAUGAAAAAAAUGGUGGUAGUAAUAGUAGUAUUACAAAUAAAAGACUUUGUGAAAGAUGGUUAGAUCAAUUAUUCCUUGUGUUGUAUGAAGAUUUAAGAGUCGUACUGAUAGUGGAGAAUGAAUUAAAUAAUGCAAAACAAUUGAAACAUAGUGGAUUAGAAUGGCAAUUAAUCGGUUUAGCAUCAUUUAGAACUCAACAUUUCAAAAAUUCCAUUGCAGCAUUAAGAACUUCUCUUAGUGCUAAAUUUGAUAUUAUUUCUGCUCUUAAAGUUAUGGAACUUUGGGAAAAUCAAUAUUAUAAUAGAGAUUUUAAAAUCUGGAAUAAAUUAAAUAAAUUUGGAAAUUUUGAUAUAACUCUAGAUCAAAUCUUGGAUAUCUUGGUCAGAGCAAUAAGCUUUAAUAUUAGAUUUUUCAAUGAAUUUCAAUUAGAUAUUUUAUUAUUCCUCAAGAAAUUCUUAACAAAAUAUGAUGUUGAUUUUAUCAAGAAUAAAAUUCAAGUUUUAUUUGAAAAUGAUAAUAAAGAUUAUAAGAAUUCUGGUGUUAUUCCACCUUUUGACUCCUUAGUUGCUGAUACACUAAUGUUUUCACAAUAA